AAAAAGGAAAGACCCGUUGCUUUGACUUUUCUUUACACAGCUGAAAGAAAAGCCUAUUCGCUCAGACAUGGCUACAGCUUUUGAUAAUAGCAUCAUGGCUGUGGAGAAUUUGAGUUGUUCCAUCUGUCUGGAUGUGUUCACUGAACCCGUGUCCAUUCCUUGUGGGCACAACUUCUGUCUCAACUGUAUCACGGACUACUGGAAAACUGAAGACACUGUAUGUGUCUGUCCACUGUGUAAAGAAAAGUUUUACACCAAACCAAUGCUUCGGGUUAACCGUAUCAUUGCUGACAUGGCAGAGAACAUCAAGGUAUCAGUUCAAGGGAAAAUUUCUGGUGACCCUGAACAACCAGGAAAUGGAAAUGUGCUCUGUGCUGUGUGUACAGGGGCAAAGUCUGCAGCCCUUAAGUCCUGCUUAGUGUGUCUCAUGUCUUUCUGUAAAACACAUCUGGAGCCUCAUCAGAGAAGUCCAGCCUUGAAGAAGCACAAGCUGAUCGAUCCAGUUGAGAAUCCAGAGAACAGGCUUUGUAAGAAGCAUCACUAUCCUUUGGAACUGUAUUGCAGGGUAGAUAAAAUAAUUAUAUGUGAGUCCUGUAAAGACAGUGACCAUAAAACACAUAAGUUAGUGACUCUAGAGGAGGAGGCUCAGAACAGGAUGACCGAGCUGGAAAUAGAAAAGAAAGGCACAGAUCAGCUGAUCCAGGAGCGUCUGGAAAAAAUUGUCAAGAUUCAGCACUCAGCUGAGGCUACAAAAAAUAAUGCACAAAAGGCACAGUCUUGCAGCAUGCAGGUAAUGUCAGCUAUGGUGGAAUACAUUAAGCGAAGCCAAGCUGAGCUCACUGAAGUAAUUGAGACGAAGCAGAAAAACAAUGAAACAAAGGCAGAGGGCUUCAUUAAAGAACUGGAGGGAGAAAUUACACAAAUAAAGCAGAAAAAUGAGCAGCUUCAUCAGAUCUCACUCACCAAAGAUCCCUUUAUGUUCCUUGAGAAUUUCUCACAUUUUACUAUCACUGUGCCCAAGGUUAAGGACUGGUCUGAUGUGAUGCUUGACACUGACCAGUUUCCCGUGCAGGGAGCCAUGUUCACUCUGGAGGAGAUAGUCACCAGAGAAAUAAGGGUGCUGUGUGAUCCAGACUUGAAAGAAAUGAAGCGGCAUGCUGUGGACGUGACUCUGGAUCCUGACACAGCACAUGCCUGUCUCAUUGUUUCUAAGGAUGGGAAACAAGUCACACAUGGAGACAAGAGGAGGAAUGUCCCAGACAAACCAGGGAGGUUUGAUCAUGUCAUUAAUGUCUUUGCAACAAAGGGUUUUUCCUCAGGGAAAUUUUACUAUGAGAUACAGGUUAAAGACAAGACUCAUUGGUGUUUGGGGAUUGCAAACCAGUCCAUCAACAGGAAGGGAGAUAUAAGACUGAGCCCUGAAAAUGGAUACUGGACUAUUUGGCUGAAGAAAGGAGAUGAGCUUACUGCUAAUGCAAUCCCUCCUGUUAAACUCUGUGUAAAGGAGAUGCCCCAAAAGGUUGGAGUGUUUGUUGAUUAUGGGAAGGGUCAGGUUUCCUUCUAUAAUGUGGACAGCAGGUCUCACAUCUACUCCUUCACUAGAUGUAACUUCACUGAGGAGCUUAUUCCAUUCUUCAGCCCCUUUCCUAACAGUGGCGGCAAAAAUUCAGCCCCCUUGAUCAUUACGCCUGUGAAACAACUGAAACAACCUGUGGCUGAAAAGAAAGAGGGGGGGAGAGACUUGUAGAGACAUCAAAAUGUCAGAACACUGAAAUGUUUUUACCUGUGAAACUCCAGUGUGUCAUUCUGUUUCUCCCAUCCAUCAGUGUCAGUCCUGUGUGUCACUGUGUAUCUUCUGUUGCAUAGAGAGCUGUAGACAUGUGCUGUCAUAAGGAGACUGACUACUCAUAUAAGUCUGUGGGACAAUGAUGCAGCCAUACAUCUCCUUAAGUUAAAAAUCUAAAACAAAUCUUUAUGAGCUAGCUGUUCAUUUUGAUACUUUAAUGCUGCUUUUACUGACAUACCGGUACCAAUGAUGUGUCAUUUACAAGCUAUUUAAAGUAUUUGUUUUGCCUAUGAGUGUCAUAUAUCAACUGUAUACUUGUCACAUGAUGGAUGGGUUUGCUACUUGUAGCAGGUAAAAAUAACAAUUUUUGUAUUAUCAAAGUAUUUUUCUACCACCUGACAGCACAACCUAAGGUGAACACUUAUACUAAACCUACAAUGGAAAAUGAGUCAGCACCCUAGAUUACUUAACAACAUCAUACAGAAUUGUAUACAAUAAAUUAAAGGGCUCUGGAGAUUCAGACUUUCUAAUGUGGCUUAGGAUAAGAAUAUUUAUGUUGUCUAUGAAUUUCUUCCUCUAAAAUAAAUUAUUAAAGUUAUUUAGUUGAAAGACUAGUUAUUGAAUGGAUCAGCCAAAACACUGGAGUUUGACUGGCACAUAAUGUGAUGUCCUCUAAUUAAAAUUAGGCGAACUUGUGAGGUGCAGGCUAUGGUUCAAACGCAGCAAAUCUGCCUGAUUAGGGGAC
Molecule: messenger RNA, 2531 nt
Organism: Scomber japonicus (chub mackerel)
Lineage: Eukaryota; Metazoa; Chordata; Actinopteri; Scombriformes; Scombridae
Product: E3 ubiquitin-protein ligase TRIM39-like
Exons: 2
Coding region: 68-1747 (559 amino acids)
Molecular function (GO): protein binding; zinc ion binding
Source: RefSeq, a predicted model, not a curated record